AUGGCGAAUCUCGGUCGAAAUGUACAAAACAUCACCAACAACACACCAGCACCCCACCCGAUAGGGUUCGACGACUUUCUGUCUGCCCUCAUGACCCUCAAAACCGAGGAACCAAGGGCCUCUCAGGCCACUGCGGGCUACCAGCACGGCAUCCUCAGCCAGUUCUCCGUCCCAGAGCCCACAAUCGAUGAGGCCCCAGCAUUCCCAACGCCACGCAGCUCACAAUUCGCUGAAGAGGAGAAACGAGACGGCAAAAAAUUCCGAGACGCUGCAGAGAUUGGUGGGGCACAAGCCAAUGACGUCCAAGAAGAAGAUGUCAAAGUACAACAAGACCAAGACGACGAAGCCUCAGCGCCGGUGGAGGAUGAAGAGGUCCCGUGGGGCCCUCAUGGACUGAAUUGA
Messenger RNA from Alternaria arbusti, 402 nucleotides. RefSeq lists its product as uncharacterized. The transcript has 2 exons. NCBI's taxonomy places the organism in Eukaryota, Fungi, Ascomycota, Dothideomycetes, Pleosporales, Pleosporaceae. The record is from RefSeq and is a predicted model, not a curated record. The coding region runs from base 1 to 402 and encodes 133 amino acids.